AGUUACGAUAUUUUAUUUCUCAGAAGCUGUGUGCAAUGAAAUAUUGUGUUGCAAUUGUAUUAUAAUAAAUGCAACUGCAUCAUGGGAUGGCAAAUUUUGUUAUGUUUUUUUUCUAUUUCGCUUUUAAUCAAAUGCCAAAAAAGUGUGGCAUACAAAAUACCAAUCGUGGAUAUAGAAAUGUUAAACGAUCGUGGAUUUAAGGUUUCAAUACCUGAUGAAAUGGGCAUGCAACGCGUCUUCUAUAUGCUGCAGGUGGAUGACAAAUGCCCAGCUCAUAUGGACUACAUAACACAAGCAACAAAUGGCACCUGGAGCAGCACACAACAAAUCAGUUUACACAAUAAUGACAAGCUUCAUAUCGCAUUGUUGGUGCAGUACAACGAUUUGAUCUAUGAGAAGAGCGAGACACGCGUGAUACUGAACACCCGCCUGCUGACCACUCAACACCGCUUAUCCCGCAAUAUCAGCUAUCCCAGCAACCAAGAAGAGUGCCAGGUUUAUCUAACGUCAAAAACGCCAAUCACAACUUGCAAACCAGCCAUCAGCAUAGUGAGCAACAAGCAAGGUACUUGCCAAGGUGAACUGCUCUUCGAAGACAAUUUUAGUGAGGCGCAACUUAAUCGUAGUGUUUGGACGCAUGACAUACGUCAACGCAUGUAUAAUGUGGAAGAGGAACUUGUGGCCUUCGACGACUCACCACGCAAUUCAUACGUGAAGGAUGGGUACCUAUACAUUGUUCCAACAGUGGCAAGCGAGGUGAAUCAGGGCGUUUAUCAACUGGGCGAUCGCUGUACGGCUGUGGAAAGUCCGCAGCUGGAGUGUAACAUUGCCCGAGGAAGCUACUAUAAGAUUAAUCCGCCGGUAUAUUCGGCUCAGUUGCAUACACGUAAAACCUUUAGUUUCAAAUAUGGAAAAAUUGUGGUUCGUGCUAAACUGCCUAUAGGCGAUUGGCUAUUUCCAUAUGUGAUGCUUCAGCCAGUUUCAACGCAUGUGGAAUCGCAUUAUGUCAAACAGCUUCGCAUCGCGUUUGCUCGGGGCAACUCUCACUUGCGCAGCACUCAGCAGGAGGACAUAUCGGGUAGUCGCUUAUAUGGCGGCAUGGUUGUUUGGAAUCAUGGACGCGCUGUGCAAUUUUUAAAAAAUCGACUUAACAAGAAUCAUUAUGGUAAUGACUUUCAUAAUUACACAAUGAUCUGGCAACAGGAUAAGUUAAUUCUCAUGGUGGACGAAAAGAUUUACGGAGAGCUUUACGACGGCUUGCCCUUUUUCAACGAAAAAUGUUUCAUCAUUUUUGGCGUUACAGUGGGCGGUUUUCUCAACUUUGAUGAUGAAAUUGUAUCUAAUGACGUAAAACCAUAUAAGAAUAGUGAGCCACGCGCCGCUCUCUCAUUUUGGCUACAGCGUGAUACGUGGGCUCCCACUUGGGAAAAGAGCAGCGCGAUGAUUAUUGAUUAUGUUCGUGUCUAUGCUGAGUAGUAUCGAUAUAUUAAUGUGAUUAGUCAUAGAACUUAAAUUAUGUUUGCUUUGUUUUUCAGAAAAUGAAAUUUAUAAAUGUUAUUAAAUGUAUUUUGCUUAUUAAA
Molecule: messenger RNA, 1580 nt
Organism: Drosophila grimshawi
Lineage: Eukaryota; Metazoa; Arthropoda; Insecta; Diptera; Drosophilidae
Gene: GNBP2
Product: gram-negative bacteria-binding protein 2
Exons: 4
Coding region: 82-1476 (464 amino acids)
Biological process (GO): carbohydrate metabolic process
Molecular function (GO): carbohydrate binding; hydrolase activity, hydrolyzing O-glycosyl compounds
Source: RefSeq, a predicted model, not a curated record